This is a messenger RNA of Salvia miltiorrhiza (redroot sage), 986 nucleotides long. RefSeq lists its product as uncharacterized. The transcript has a single exon. NCBI's taxonomy places the organism in Eukaryota, Viridiplantae, Streptophyta, Magnoliopsida, Lamiales, Lamiaceae. The record is from RefSeq and is a predicted model, not a curated record. The coding region runs from base 393 to 845 and encodes 150 amino acids.
AUAACAACCAUCAAUAUUUUACUACAUACUCUUGAUUUCAUUUUUAAUAUCCACCAAGUCAAACUUCCAAAAGCAUGACAAAAAUUUAGUGGCCCAUUAUUCCAAAUCGACUUAAUUUCUCUUAAAAUUUGUUAAUGCCAUUUUGCCUAAUCAUGAAAUGACCCAAACACCUCAAAUUUUCAUCAAGCACUAAUGCCCAUCAUUUAUUAAUCCCACAAGUAAUCAAAGUUGAAUUCGUCCUUUCCCACUUCCCAACUCCUACCCAUAUAAACAAUAUUCCCACACACACAUAUAUAUAUAUACACAUACAAUACUUUUCUCUCUCCAUCUCCACUCCAUUCACCACAUUAAUCAAGAAUUCAAGAACCCACAAAAACAAUACCCAAAAAAAAAUGGUUCGUCCAAUUCCAAUCUUCCAUGGAAGUGAGAGCUUCUCAGCAAUCCCAGUAGCAAUAGGCCUGUUUGUUUCGGUGUCUCUUUUGGUAGGUUUGUGUGCGAAACAUGCAAAGCAAAUGAGGUCGAAAAGCAACCAUCCAAACGCGGCGAGAUCGCCGCUGCCGUCGCCGAAGCAGCUGAUAGCUACCAUAAGUCAGAAGGCGAUGUCGCCGCUGAUCCACGGCAAGAAGUCCACGGCGGCGGCAGAUUCCGGCGAGGAGAAUGGGGUGUGGCAGAAGGCGAUCUUGAUGGGGGAGAGGUGCCAGCCGCCGGAAUUCUCCGGCGUCAUCUACUACGAUUACGAUGGCAAGAGGAUAGCGGAGAUGCCCAAGUCGCCGCGCCACGGCUCCAUGACGCCCUUGAAGAAUAUUAGUUUUCCGGCGCACAAUAAUCACACUUCUGUUUAUUGAUGUCCACUUUUUUUUUUUUUGGGGAAAUUUUUGGAGUAGAGUUUUUUUCUUUUUCUUUUCAGUGGUUUGUGUAAGUUUGUUUCAUCUUUUUUUUUUCAUGGUAAACUAUUGCAAUAAUAGUUGUUGCUUUUGCCCUCUCAA